AUGCGGUUGACUCACCUUUUCGCGUCCAUCCUCUGUUGCACCUCUGCGGCGAAAGCUGCAGUUGACAGCCCUCGGCUCCAAUGGCGGCCUCCCAAGAAUCAGCAACAGAAGGCGAAUGCGCCCCUCCCAAUUGCCAAACGGCAGUCGGAAAACGCGACCUUUUUAAACUCGAAUAGCUCAAAAUUCGUUGUGAACGGGACUGCCAUUCCGGACGUCGACUUCGACAUUGGCGAAUCCUAUGCAGGGUUGCUGCCAAUUGGCGGGGACAGCGAUGGGGAGUUGUACUUCUGGUUCUUCCCAUCGACCUCCAAUAAGGCGGAGAAGGAGAUCCUCCUUUGGCUGAACGGUGGCCCAGGAUGCUCAUCGCUUGACGGCCUGCUGAAGGAACACGGUCCUUUCACAUGGGGGACCGGCACAUAUGCGCCGAUCCAGAAUCCAUGGAGCUGGCAUCACCUCACCAACAUUGUCUAUGUAGAGCAGCCAGUCGGCACCGGUUUCUCUAAGGGCACGGUCACUGCCAAGAACGAAGACGACGUGGCAGAGCAGUUCAUGGGAUUUUGGAAGAAUUUCAUCGACACCUUCAGCUUGCAGGGCUACAAGGUGUACAUAGCGGGCGAGUCGUAUGCAGGGAUGUACUGCCCGUACAUUGCCAGCCACAUGUUGGAUGCAAACGAUACUGCCUACUUUGAUGUCAAGGGAAUGCUGAUUUACGACCCGGUGAUCGAGGACGGCGUCCUUCAGGAGGCCCCGACACGAUACUUUGUCGACUACUGGGCCAAUGUCUUCCCUCUCAAUGACACCACAAAGGCUCAGAUUGCAAACCGGUCUGAAGCAUGCGGUUACGAUUCUUUUACCGACAAGUACUUGACUUUCCCGCCGCCUGGACCCCAGCCAGUCGCAGCCGACCUUCCCGGCAUGAACGGGACGCGGAUCCGCCACGACUGCGUCAUGUUCGACCUCGUUGCAGACGCCAUCCUCGAGAUCAAUCCGGGCUGGAACUUGUAUCAAGUGGCCCAGCUACUGCCGGUUCCCGACGACGUGCUCGGGUUCCCCUACUCGGACUUCUACGUCGCUCCGGGCCGAGAAAUCUACUUUAACCGCACGGACGUCAAGAAGGCGAUCAACGCACCACUCGACGUCGACUGGCAGAUUUGCGCCGAGGAAAGUGUCUUCGACAGCGAUCACGAUGGCUCAGACCCGUCCAGCUACGCCGCCAUCCCCAACGUCGUCGACAGGACCAAAAACGUGCAGAUCGCCCACGGAAGCAUGGACUUCGUUCUCCUCGCCAACUCCACGCUGCUCGCUAUCCAGAACAUGACCUGGGGUGGCAAGCAGGGAUUCCAGUCCUUGCCGCAGAGCCCGCUGUUUGUACCCCACCACGACAACCCGUCGGUUGCGGGAACUUCUGGACAGGGCGUGCUAGGAACGUGGCACGAGGAGAGGGGCCUGACCUGGGCACUAGUCGAGCUGACCGGCCACAUGGUUCCGAUGUGGCAGGCUGCCCUGGCCUUCAGGCAGGUUGAGGUGCUCCUGGGUCGUGUUGACGCCCUGAAUAGCACGACACCCUUCCCCAUGUACGCCAAUGCCAGCCAACCGGCCGCCGAUGAGCUUGGAUCUGGCACGGGAUCGCCUAUCCAGUGGAAUGGCAAGUCCGGUCCUGGCGCCAGUGGCUGCAGUUCUGGUGGGAGCUCCACGACGACGGGGCAGUCUUCAACCGCGUCUUGUAAGUUUCCCAGCGUGAACAUUGCCCGUUGGUCCCUUCUUGUUUAA
Molecule: messenger RNA, 1770 nt
Organism: Phialemonium atrogriseum
Lineage: Eukaryota; Fungi; Ascomycota; Sordariomycetes; Cephalothecales; Cephalothecaceae
Product: serine carboxypeptidase
Exons: 4
Coding region: 1-1770 (589 amino acids)
Biological process (GO): proteolysis
Molecular function (GO): serine-type carboxypeptidase activity
Source: RefSeq, a predicted model, not a curated record